Molecule: messenger RNA, 729 nt
Organism: Pleurotus ostreatus (oyster mushroom)
Lineage: Eukaryota; Fungi; Basidiomycota; Agaricomycetes; Agaricales; Pleurotaceae
Exons: 4
Coding region: 1-729 (242 amino acids)
Source: RefSeq, a predicted model, not a curated record
AUGCUCGAUGAGCUGGAUAUCUGUGUAGGCUACCUCGACUUCAACAUGGAGAAACUAUUAGAUAUCGCCGCUACCCGUCACAUUAGUGAAAGGUUCAAGUUGGACCAGACCUAUGUACGAAGCGCAGGAUUAUCUACGAAGGAACAACUCGCUUCGAUUGCAUCUGCCAACUACCUCUUCGAAUCCAUAUUCCAUACAGACUCGUCAAAUAUACUAAAGAAUUCAUUCGAUGUCAAAAUCUCGCCGGAGUUGACUAUACCCGAGGGUAUCCACAAAAGCCCCAAAACCGGAGUUCAGUAUACGUUCCACGGAGUAGCCGAUUUUGUCACUUUCUUAGUCCAACAAACAGAAGACCUCGACGCCAGGGAUAUCAAAGACCUGCUCUCCGUGGAAGCUAUUUCUGGAGGGAACUUGGUGGUCGUCGAAAUAAAGAGCUCACAAACUGCUUUCCACGCACCUCAUCUGGCCAAGGCUAUGGCACAGGCGGUGACGGCAAGUCAACACACUAGAGAACAGCAACGAUUCAUCAUGACCGACUCUGAACACUGGAAGUUUUGCCUCUACCAACCUGAGACCAGGACAUGCUACCUAUCGCCAAUACUCAAGGCCGAGACUCAUGGAGCUGCGGCUAUUCUGACGGUGCUUGAGGAAUGGGUGUGGUACUCAAACGACACGAACUCGAGGAAGGAGCUGUGGAAGCUCAGACUCAAUCGAAGGCAGAAGGUAUAG